GGUCACUUCACCGUUUCGUUCAUUUGACAGGCAAAAUAGUGCUAGGCUGAGUUAGGUCGCAAGAGAAGGAAAGCACCGUAGAUUAUCUUGACCUAUACACCGCAAACAUGUCAGAGGAGCGAUCUGAAAGGUCUGAUGGGAAAAUUGUGAAGAUGGAGAUCGACUACAGUUCGACUGUAGACCAGCGUCUGCCGGAAUGCGAAAAAAUGGCUAAAGAGGGCAAGCUGCAGGAGGCUAUUGAGAGCUUGUUGUCACUGGAGAAGCAAACCAGAACGGCAUCAGAUAUGGUGUCCACCUCGAGAAUCCUCGUGGCUGUGGUCCAGAUGUGUUAUGAAGCCAAGGACUGGGAUGCCCUGAAUGAAAACAUCAUGUUGCUCAGCAAAAGGAGGAGUCAGCUGAAACAGGCUGUUGCCAAGAUGGUGCAAGAAUGUUACAAGUAUGUGGAUGCUAUGACUGAUCUGACCAUCAAGCUGAGACUCAUCGACACACUUCGCACAGUGACUGCUGGCAAGAUCUAUGUAGAGAUUGAACGUGCCAGACUUACAAAGACCUUGGCUGGCAUCAAGGAGCAGAGCGGAGAGGUCAAAGAGGCAGCUUCCAUUCUUCAGGAGCUGCAGGUGGAGACAUACGGCUCCAUGGAGAAAAAGGAGAAGGUGGAGUUUAUCUUGGAACAGAUGAGGCUUUGCAUUGCUGUCAAGGAUUACAUUCGCACUCAGAUCAUCAGCAAGAAGAUUAACACCAAGUUCUUCCAAGAGGAGGGCACUGAGGAAUUGAAGCUGAAGUACUACAACCUAAUGAUCCAGGUGGACCAGCAUGAGGGCUCCUACCUGUCUAUCUGCAAGCACUACCGAGCCAUUUACGACACCCCCUGCAUCUUGGAGGACAGCAGCAAGUGGCAGCAGGCCCUGAAGAGCGUGGUGCUGUAUGUGAUUCUUUCCCCUUACGACAAUGAGCAGUCAGACCUUGUCCACAGAAUCAGUGCAGACAAAAAACUGGAAGAGAUCCCUAAAUACAAGGACCUUCUGAAACAGUUCACCACUAUGGAGCUGAUGCGCUGGGCCUCCCUGGUGGAGGAUUAUGGGAAGGAGCUGCGAGAGGGCUCACCCGACAGCCCUGCCACAGACGUCUUCUCUUAUUCAGAGGAGGCGGAGAAAAGAUGGAAGGACCUGAAGAACAGAGUGGUGGAACACAACAUCAGAAUAAUGGCCAAAUAUUACACCAGAAUCACAAUGAAGAGGAUGGCAGGACUCCUUGACCUCUCUGUUGACGAAUCUGAGGAGUUCCUCUCCAGCCUAGUUGUCAACAAGACCAUCUAUGCCAAGGUGGACCGGCUGGCUGGCAUCAUCAACUUUCAGAGGCCUAAAGACCCCAACGACCUGCUCAACGACUGGUCGCACAAACUCAACUCUCUCAUGUCUCUGGUCAACAAGACCACGCAUCUCAUUGCCAAGGAGGAGAUGAUCCACAACCUGCAGUGAAACAAGAAAACAGUGCAUUAUUUUGUCUUUGUCUGUUUCUUUCCUUUUGUGGGAAUGUUUUUGAAUAUACAACAUGCUGGCGGACUGUGAAGGCAGCUUUAUUCCAAUGCCGUAUAAUUGGAGAAAAAUCUGCAGCACAUUACCCCCAACUUUGUUCAUUUUUUACUGUCUAGUAAAGCAUUGACAAUAAACACAGCACCUCCCCUCUUUGCACCCCUCUGUUGUGAAAGACUGCAGUUCCAGCUGUGUUUCCCAUUGCUGUUUAAUGGAUUACAUACAGUAGCUUAGAGUUUAUUGCUGUAUGAAAACAUGGCUAAAAAAUGUAUACUUAUCAAUGUAAACAAUAAACUCAUCGCAUUUGGUUAAGA
This is a messenger RNA of Scatophagus argus, 1846 nucleotides long. It is a transcript of the gene psmd12, whose product is annotated as proteasome 26S subunit, non-ATPase 12. The record is from RefSeq and is a predicted model, not a curated record. Lineage: Eukaryota; Metazoa; Chordata; Actinopteri; Scatophagidae. Bases 108 to 1478 code for a protein of 456 amino acids. Gene Ontology annotation, cellular component: cytoplasm; proteasome regulatory particle, lid subcomplex; nuclear proteasome complex. The transcript has 11 exons.